Molecule: messenger RNA, 1310 nt
Organism: Phyllotreta striolata
Lineage: Eukaryota; Metazoa; Arthropoda; Insecta; Coleoptera; Chrysomelidae
Source: the annotation of a GenBank genome assembly
UUCCCUUUGAAGAUGGCAGUAAUCAGUAAAGAAUUAUUUUACGAAAAAAUCAGUGAAAAUAUGAGUUGUUCGGUUUUUCACUAUUGGAACGAGAAAUGCUUCUGGGGUAUACCGACUUACUUUUUCUACGGUAAUCUAGCCAAAGGUACACUUACAUUCUUCUUUCCUAUAGCUUUGAUGAAAAUGUUUCUGGAUUACAGAAGGAAAAAGAAAAAUUUGCUCCGAAGAUUCGUAGAUUUUCAAGCGAGAAAUGCACUUUAUGCUAUUGCUCUAGGGACGUCAAUGUUUACCUCGAUAUGCCUUUGGCACAAAAUUUUCGGUCGAUUUUACUAUAACACCAUCUUAAUGUUACCAGCAUUUAUCUCUGCGCCAUCGUUGUUAGUUGUAAGGCCCGAAAAUCAAGUUUUAAAUACUUUAAUGUUUUUUAAUUCCUUUGUAGAAACAUUAUUAAUAAAAUCGAGAAUUUCACCCAAACAGCAAGUUUUUGGAUUCAUGCUCAUCAGUGGCAUCUUGAUGUAUCUGUUCGAAAAUCGAAGAAAAAAACUGGAUUUUACAUAUUUUUGGUUUUUUACACCGCAAUUACGAGUGCAACAAAGCGAAUCAUCCAAAAAAUGCUACCACGAAGAGCCGUGCGAAUCCUACUGGUAUAAUGGCAUCGUCAAUUACUUUCUAUUGGGCUACGGGAUAAAUGUGACUAAAGGGUUCCUAUCUAAAUUUAAAUUACUCACAAAACAUCCGGGUACACUCGUUGAUGUCGCAUUUAACAAAUCAAACUCGGACACCGGUCUUUUUCUGGGUGCUUAUGUGGGGAUUUACAGGAUUGUCGUUUGCUAUCUGUCGAAAUCGUUAAAAAUUAAUAAAAAAUGGUUGGGACUCAUUGCUGGAACUCUAGCAGGGUUUGCUUACAACAUUUCUCCCAAUUUGCAAUUUUUGAUUUUGGGAAUCACCACUAUUCUACAGAUUUUAUAUCACAUCAUUAGCACAAAAUUAGGAAUAACGAAUCAUUUCUACCAACGUAUAAUGAUAUACGGUAUUGCACACGCUUAUAAUUUCCACAAUAAAUUUUUAAAUUCCGAUAUUUGCUCGCCCUAUUACUCAAAAAUGGUUGAUGCAUGUGCAAAUAAUGUAACGAAAGAAAUGUACCAAAGGCUACUGAAGAGACUUUUUUGAAAACAGUGAAAGUUAUGAAAUUACAAAUUAUGUAGAUUAAAGAGUAGAUUACUGUCAACUUCAUUUUAUAUGUAUUGAAUAUUUUUCAUAAGGAAUAUAAAAUUAAAGUUUUCUUGAAAUUUAUAGAUUUCAGAAAUUCC